AUGACGGUGCCGCUAUUCAUGAAAACCAUUGUUCCUAUUGGUCUCCUGUAUAGCGGAAGCAUGAUAUUUAGUAAUUUGGUCUAUCUCCACUUAAGUGUAGCGUUCAUACAGAUGUUAAAGGCUACGGGACCGAUAGUUACUCUCAUAGUUGGCUAUGUAUGGGGCGUCGAACACCCAAGCUGGUCGAAACUCGGUUAUAUCACGCUCAUCGUCUUCGGUGUCGCUAUGGCCAGCGCCGGCGAGAUCCAGUUUUCUUGGCUCGGCUCCAUCUUCCAGAUUCUCGGUAUUCUAUUUGAAUCACUCCGCGUCAUCAUGAUACAGUUUCUCUUAUCAAGCAAGGGCCUAGACAUGCCUCCUCUUGUCCUCCUUUAUUACUAUGCUCCGGUUUGCGCUAUUGCAAACUUUCUCGUAUCUCUUACUUCCGAAUGGAGCACAUUUGCGUGGACGCACGUCGUUGAAGUUGGACCUUGGAUCUUGAUAUCAAAUGCGAUCUUGGCGCUCUUAUUGAAUAUCUUUAGCAUUCUCUUAAUUAGAUCGAUGUCCGCUCUGGUUUAUGUACUUUUGGGCGUUUUCAAGAACAUCCUUCUUGUAGUCAGCGCCGUGGAAAUCUGGAACACCCCCAUAACUCCUAUCCAAGUCGUCGGCUACAGUUUGGCUCUAUCUGGCUUGGGUCUCUAUCAAUCAAAUUGGGAACUAAAAUGGGAGGCGGCUGCGAUCAUAACUGCGCUGCUGGUUAUCGCAUUUGUGAAGAGAGGGCAAAGGAACUGGAAAGAUCCGUCGAUUGAUAAGACGAAAGAGGGAGCUGGCCAUAUAUCUAAUGACUGGCUCUCAUGGGUACACUUGAAAGACAAUAUAUGGAGGAUCGGUAACGAUUGA
This is a messenger RNA of Annulohypoxylon truncatum, 876 nucleotides long. Its product is annotated as TPT-domain-containing protein. Bases 1 to 876 code for a protein of 291 amino acids. The transcript has 4 exons. NCBI's taxonomy places the organism in Eukaryota, Fungi, Ascomycota, Sordariomycetes, Xylariales, Hypoxylaceae. Gene Ontology annotation, molecular function: antiporter activity. Gene Ontology annotation, cellular component: Golgi apparatus; trans-Golgi network; endosome. The record is from RefSeq and is a predicted model, not a curated record.